Durio zibethinus is the source of this 2262-nucleotide messenger RNA. RefSeq names its product protein GRAVITROPIC IN THE LIGHT 1-like. Lineage: Eukaryota; Viridiplantae; Streptophyta; Magnoliopsida; Malvales; Malvaceae. Gene Ontology annotation, biological process: negative gravitropism; response to red or far red light. The record is from RefSeq and is a predicted model, not a curated record.
UCUUCGUCUUUUGAUUUUCUUCUCUUACCAAAAGCUUCCUCCAUUUUUCUUCUGCAAUUAUCAAAUAAAAAAAAAUUUAAUAUCAGCUCAAAAAAGGGAAAAUUUUGAUCACAAAAGUAAAAAAAAGAGAGAUUUUAUUUCCAUUGGAGAAGUUUGGUUGGUUGUUGGUUUUAAUUAUUUCAAGUCAAAGAAGAGAUUUUUCUUCUUUUCUGCUUGCUAAUUGAUUUUGGCUGUGUUUUAUACAAAGAGUGAGAGCUUCCAAUGGUUUUUCUUUUUACUUGAGAAUCACGUAAACAAAACAAUGAAGAAGUGAAGAAGUAGACAGAGUUGUACGAUAUCUCCUGUUUUGUGUAUUUUUUUUAAUAGUAAUUCCCAGCUAAGACUGAAACUAGCUUCAAAUUGGCAAAGAGUUCUGGUUGUAAAGACAAGUUGGCACGAAUCUCGGUAAAUCUAAAAGUUGGUCCAAAAAUCCAAUGGAUGUUUGAAGGUGCUGCACCGAUAAUAAAACUUUUCGGUGCCAAGUGUGAAAAUAAAUAUGUAGAACAAUGAUGGAAAUUUCAAGUGGUUCAUGGACCACAGUGGAGGCUGCGGUCAAGUUUAUUCAUUUGGAACGAAAAAUAUGGAAGCUGUGAAGCCAUCGGCUGUUACUCCAUCAAAGAGUAAAUGGGUUCGAACUUUAUCGAAAGUUCUUCACCUGCACACCGCUGCAGCUGGGAUUGUUCCCGAUGAUGCGGUUCAGAAGGUUAAGCCUAAAAAAACUGAGGAAUGGAAUGACAGUAAGACCACCAAGAGAUUAUCUCAGAAAUUUGACAGAUUACAUGAGGAUAAGCUUGAAAGAAUGAUGGCAUUGGAAGCGCUUAUUGCAAGAAUCUUUGCUACUGUUUCAGCUAUUAAGGCAGGAUAUGCUCAGUUGCAGCAUGCUCAGUCUCCUUAUGAUGCUGCGGGGAUUCAAGCUGCUGAUCAAUUGAUAGUUUCUUACUUGAAGAAAUUGUCAGAAUUGAAGCAGUGUUUCUUGAAGAAACAGUAUGAUCCUUCCCCCGAACGUGCAAUGAUUUUAGCUGAAAUUCAGGAACAGAAAAGUCUUUCAAAAACGUUUGAAAUUAUGGGAAAGAAACUGGAAUCUCAGCUGAGACUCAAAGAGUCUGAGAUAAUUUUUCUUCGAGAAAAGUCUAAUGAAUCCAAUAAGCAAAACAGGUUUCUCGAGAAGAGAUUAAAUCAAAGUGGUCAGUUUUUUGUGCUUGACAAUCUUCACCUGUCAGGCUUAAGUCCAAGCCAUUUUAUUAUAGUUCUUCGGCAAACUGUUAAAUCCAUUAGAAGUUUUAUGAGGCUGAUGAUUGAUGAAAUGAAGUCUGCUGACUGGGAUAUCAAUGCAGCAGCUAGUUCAAUAGAACGAGGUGUGGUUUUUUGGAAAGCAGAUGACAAAUGUUUUGCAUUUGAGUCCUUCAUUUGCAGGGAAAUGUUCAAGGCCUUUCACCAUCCUUACUUCUCUCUUCUUGGUAACUCUGUGCCUGAGGGGAAGAAACAUCCGCAAGUCUUUUUUGAGAGAUUUAUGGAACUGAAAUCCAUGAAAGUUAAGGGAUAUCUAGCCAUGAAACCCAAGUCAACAUUUGCCAAAUUUUGCCGGACCAAGUACUUGCAAGUUGUUCAUCCUAAGAUGGAAUCAUCUUUUUUUGGCAAUUUGAGCAAUAGAGACAUGGUGAGUUCCUAUCAAUUCCCAGACAAUGCUCUUUUCACCUUAUUUGCUGAAAUGUCGAAGCGGGUAUGGCUUCUGCACUGCUUAGCCUUUGCUUUUGAGACUGAGGCAUCAAUCUUUCAAAUAAGCAGAGGGUGUAGAUUUUCUGAAGUAUACAUGGAAAGUGUAGUCGAGGAAGCAUUCCUUUCAUCAGAUAUUAAACUGGAAUCAGAACCACGAGUGGCUUUUACCAUUGUUCCUGGAUUCAGGAUUGGUAAAACUGUAAUACAGUGCCAGGUCUAUCUCUCUUAAUUGAAAAACAAGGUAACCUGUUGAUCCCAUGUUAGUCUCAGAGUUCUUCAGGUACAUUUGGACCCACAACAUAAUAGAUUGAACUGGAUGCUAUUCUCUUGAUUCUUUUUUUAGUAAAUUAGAUUAGAGAAAUGGCUUUGCCUUGUUGCUGUGUAUGGCUUUACCUGGGCAAUUUGUCUCCCUGUUUUUGUGGCCUUAAUGACAAAAGGCUUAUUGACUGGUAAUUUAUUUGUAAGACACAUCCCCCAAUUUGUUAAUAUUAGGCCAAUGAUUAUUUA